Vanessa atalanta (red admiral) is the source of this 3599-nucleotide messenger RNA. RefSeq names its product E3 ubiquitin-protein ligase RNF25. The record is from RefSeq and is a predicted model, not a curated record. Gene Ontology annotation, biological process: protein ubiquitination. Gene Ontology annotation, molecular function: ubiquitin protein ligase activity; protein binding. The transcript has 7 exons. Bases 153 to 1094 code for a protein of 313 amino acids. NCBI's taxonomy places the organism in Eukaryota, Metazoa, Arthropoda, Insecta, Lepidoptera, Nymphalidae. Gene Ontology annotation, cellular component: nucleus.
AGUAUGAUUGAUUUUCUCGAUUCGGCCCGGGGGCCAGCUGUUUGCUGCACCGACUGCAUUGCGCCUGCCUGAACUGAAUGCACUUGUAAAAAAAAAACUAUCCAAGACCUAGCCCAGAUUUAAAUCUAUCCAGUCUGCCCUCAGCCGUCGCCAUGGCCUCUGUCGAUAUGAGAGUAUACGACGAAAUCGAAGCUCUUGAAGCUAUACUGAUCGAAGACCUUGCUGUAAAGCAUGAUGAUGGGGUGCCAAUAAUUGAGACCGUGGUACAUCCAUCGACUGGGGAUCAAAUCGAUCUGCAGUAUGUAUGCGUUACGCUGGUGGUCAAGUUAACCCCAGAUUACCCUGAAAGUAGCCCCGAGGUGUUCCUAAAGAACUCGAGAGGUCUGGAUGAUUCGUUGUUAUCUGAUAUCGAUUUGAAAAUUAAGGAGAAAUUGGAUAGACAUGUCGGAAAUCCGAUUGUUUUCGAAUUGAUUGAGAUUGUCCGUGAAUAUCUUACUAAAUGGAACUUACCAAGUGGUCAGUGUGUCAUUUGUCUUCAUGGCUUUGUCAAGGGCGACGUCUUUAUAAAGACGCCUUGCUACCAUCAUUUCCACAGCAACUGCUUGGCUAAGCAUUUGAUUAACAGCAAGAAGUACUAUAUGGAGGAGUAUGAGAAGCUGCCCAACUGGCAGAGGGCUCAAUCGUUACCAUACCAGCAAACAUGCCCUGUUUGCCGCUGCGCAAUAUCAUUCGACGUGAAGACCCUGGAGGAAGCUCCUCCACCAAUUGAAUCCAUAAACGCUCCACCAUUUCGCUUGACUGCUGAGUUAAAGGCUCUGCAGGCGCGCAUGUCGGCGAUGUUGGCGCGGCAGGUGGAGCGCGGCGGAGUGGUGGGCUCCGGGGACGACGGGCCGCCGCUGCUGACCAUCUCUACUGCCGCAGACAACGAGGAGCCGAGGAGCUCUACCAGCGGUGCUCAGCGAGAGACGAAUAGUGAGCGCGUCGUGCCCAGCACCUCCACUGAUAACACGCCUGAUCAGCCCUACCGUGGGCCAUACCGCGGGUUCAACCGGCGCGCCAAGCCGGGCCGGCGCGGCCGCGGCGCUGCGCGGUGACCCGCCUACCGCGCACGCGCCCCGCCCGCCGCCUAGCGCUCCACUCCGCACCUUGACGAACCGGCUCUAUCCGCUUUUCGACGGUCACCGAUCUACCUCCCCGACACUCCCCGCCGCGCUCUCGGUCUCCGGCCUCGGGCCAACCGUUGGGCGCCCCGUGACCGAGAUCCGCACGACCGCCCGGGAAACUAUCGGGCCGCGUCCGAAUCUAUAAUCGAUUUUCGCUAUCGGGUUAUUGUUUAUCAAAAUCGGAUUCGUACUCUAGCAGAUGUUCGUGUUUCGAAUUGUGGCGGGGUUCGGAUGUUUACUUUUACUGUCUGUGUGGUAGUUCGAUGUCGGACCGGCUGCGGUCUGCGCGAGGCGAAAGCUAUAUCGGAAGGAAAAGAAUCGAUAAUAUCCGACCGAGUUUUGGACGUGUGCCUGUUUUAUAUAGACUCGAUGAAAAGCUUUAAAAAUAAACAACCGAAAUUCCUGAAUUCAAUAAAUAAUUUUCCGAUGGCGAAUCCUAGAUUUGUGGCAUCGAAAUUAAUAUAUUUAUAUGUGUCAGAAUUUUUUAUAUACACAGGGUCCUAUAUUUUGUUGACCGACCAAAGUCGGGUUUUAUAUUCGAGACUGACGAUUUACCCUAGUUCACUAAAAACACCUAAUUUAUUUACAAAACGUAUUAUCUACCAUGUGAGCUACAUUCGAUUGAGCUGCAUAUUCCUCAUAAGUAAGCAACGAAUUUAUUUGCUAAUUACGAGUACACUAGGAGCUUUUUUGCAUAUUCAUAAAAAAAUUGUAUAAAAUUUAUCAGUCGAUUUUUAUCAUCAAUAGUUUCGAAAAUUUGUCUCAUUAAGUUAAACUGCCAGGAUUUACUAUUCUGUAAAAACAAUUCGAAACUCACCGCAAGUACACAAUCGUGAAAUGUUGGAAAGAUAUAUACGACAUUGACUGUUACUGUAGUUAAUAUUUAUAACAUUUCAAAAAAAAAAUACACACAAUCAUGAAAUAGCGUAAUGUAGGUUUUCAUCAAUACCUAAUACCUAUUAAUACAAACAAAGCAAGUUCUUACAAAAUAACUCAACAUUUUACCAAGUGCUCAUUUAGUUUUACUUAUUCUUAUAUCGUCACACCGGUUCUAACUACUAUUAAUGGUUUAAAAGUUAGCCUUAUAAUCAAAAUUAAUUUAUUAAGACCAAUAUUGACCCAUUCUAGAACAAUGAGUAUACUUUUAUAUAACUUACCAAAAUAUAAAAUCAAAACGAACAACAGUACAUUGAAUAAUGUAUUACUGGUAUUGAAAACGAGGCUGAAGUACUUGCCCUAUUCCUCAAAUUAUAUAGCCUUUAUGUGUUAAUAUAUUUGCAAUUCAAGCCGACCACGAAAGUAACAAUUUUGGCAUUUAGUUGAAUGUGAAAUUUAAAAAGUCAAUUUCGAGUUACUUAACCCACACAAAAGGCCCGUAUAAUAUAAAAAUUUCGAAACCACAAAUAAAUCCCUAAAAAUAUCCAAAUAUCGUUACGUUCUUGUAAGAUGAGUUUGAAGUAAAUUAUAAAAAAAAUCCAAAAAAAAAAAACAUUAACUACAUCUUACAAGAUCGUUGCAAGAUCUGAUGAACGGUGAUCGAUAAUUGAAAACCCGGUUUAGCCACGGAAGACGGUGGGGCGGCACAAAACCCUCAAUUAAUAGUCAUUCAUUGUACUCCUAGAUAUCACACUCCUGUGACGAUUCUAGUCAAUCCCUAGAUUCACGUACUAAAUGUUAAAUGUUUCAAUGUUCGUCUCGGCGCCUUCGCUGAUUAAGCUAUCCACUAUGUUCAAUUUAGGGCACCUCGUUUAAUAUAUAUACACAGUAUGUCUAGACGCGCAAAAGGGACAUAACUUCUUAGUUCCCAAAAUUUAUGGGGGAUUCCCAUAGGUGAUAUAAGGAGAAUUUAAUCUUUCUUCCAUCGCCAAUGUCUAUUAGAGGUGGUGACCACUGGCUAUUGACCCAAGUACCAUAAAUAAUUUACCACCGUAUUCGACAAUUUUGUGUUCAUCAAACAUUUAAUAUUUCACGCGGACGAUGUUGCAACUAACAUCUUAUUUCUAAUGAUUCCUGUGUUAGUGAAAAAAUGGAGAAAAGUCAAACAAACGAUUCAAACACUAGCGUCUAUAUAUAAAGUACAUAUAUCAAACGAGGAACGUCAUUUUAAGCUUUUCUCUUUAUAUUUAUAUUUGAUUCAAAAAGUGUAAGUGUUUUUCUAUUUAUUCUAAAAUGUUAAAAAAGGAUAGCAAGUGAAGUGUAAUUUGUGAAAUAGGAAAGGAUUUUUUUUAUGUAUUUAAACAUGUUUAAUUACUCUUCUUGGGAAUGAUUCUUAAAUAAUCCCUAAAUAUAAAACGGGUAUACUACCGGCGACGUUAUAUUUAGUAAUAUUAUUUUUAGAUGUAUUUUGUUUUUAUUUACAGUAAAUGAUAUUUAAUUUAUAAAUUUGUUUAUUUCUUUUUUGAAUUAUAAUUUAAUAUUAAAUACAAUGAAAGGAGA